AUGAGUGCACGCAGCAUACGCAGCGGCUCACCAGUUUCAACAUCGAGCUCAGCUGGAGGAGAAUAUAUCAGUACAAAUCUAAAUGGUAUUUCAAAUCUCGCUAGAGCAGAUGCAGAUCUCAUCCCAAAAUCAGUCAUAGAUCUCAAUGAAGACAGAUAUUCAGACGAAAAUAAGCAUGCAUCUACACUAGUGAAGCCGUUUAUACACGACAGGUCUAUUAGUUAUGUCGAUGGUGUGCCUCCAGAAGUCUAUCUACUCCAAAACCAGACGGGUGAACUUAAUCUCGACAGCAGCCAAUACAAUCAGUUAUUACAAAGGGCCUUUACUGCACCUAUGUCAUCUAGAUUAGGUCACCUCGCGCAGCCAGGUUUAUCUAACUUCAUCCACACUUCAGAUGAUGCCUCUGAUUCACACCCAAAAGCCUUACAAAACCAAACGUCACAGGAGCUCGCCAACCUUGUUCAAUUAACAGUACAGACUAUCAUACAAUUAUCACCACCACACUUACUUGAUUUUGCGAAAGAACAGUAUGCAGCUUGUGGACUUACCUUCCCAACACCUUCAGUCUCAUCCUUUUUGACAGUAUCAAAGGUCUUAAACUACCUUUCGGUAUUUCCAUCUUCCUCCAAAUCAAGUCGUUUAAUGUCACCAAAGUUCAAUAAAUCAUGGGAUAUUGGUGAAAUGUUGCAGGGUAUCGCUGACAGUCUAGCUGGUUUAGCUGCAGAACGCUCGAUAAACAUCGUCAUAGCUCAUGCUGGUGCUAAUCUACAGCAUGUAUCUGUCAAAGGUGAUCGAGCUAGUAUAAAUGAAGGAUCUCUAUCUUUUGGAUUGUUGCAUAUUCUCAGAAGGAUUUUGGAUACAGCAUUGCCAGGAUCGUCAUUAGAGAUCAGUCUCCAUAUAACUCCUGAGCCUGAUGAUGAGACUGAGACCAAAACAUCACGUCUUACUUGCACCUUCGAAAUCCAGCACUAUCAUCCUAAAGCAUCAGCUUUUUCACUCCAACAACAAAACAUACCUUCACCUUUUCUCGCCAAUCUAGUAACUCGUCACAUACUCAGUGACUUAGUCGUAGAUCUCAAAUCUAGACCAGUGUUCGCAUGUACUCCAGACGAACCUCAUAGGAGAUGCUACGAUUUUGUUCUCAGCCUUCUUGAAGGCGACCCUCUACCCGAGUGUUUGCUUACACCAGAAGAAGAAGCUAGUCGGCAGCCAUUCGGACAAAAUUUCGCAUUAGCACGUGAACCUACUAUCAGGGAGUUAGAAACUUUGGCAACCAAAGACCUUCACAACUAUGAAGCAGAAUUCUAUUGUCACCCUGAUAACAUUUUCGCGAAACACAUUUGUGGAUACCUUUCCUCAUGGAGAAUGCAAGUCAAUGUUCACAAUAUAGAUAAUGGAGACUCCGCCAACGAUCUGUCUUCUCAAAGCCAAAACACGAAAGUUCCUCUAACAACAGAACGCACUAGUGAGAAUGAAGAAAUGACACCAUCGGAUGUAUCCAAUGACAACACGUCUUUUGAGACUGGUUUAGGUGUUAAUAGUGAAAACCACACAAUUGGUGCAGAGGAUGAAUCAGGAAAACACACAGAUAUACCGAAUAAAGCUCGCUUUAUUAUAAUAGAUGACGAUAUUAUUACGUUUAAGAAAACGCUCAACAGUGAGCGGCUGAAGGUAAUAAGAAGAUAUCAUCAAUCGCUUGCUUCUCAAACGAAGGUUUUAAAUCCUCAAACGAAUCGGCCAAGUUUACAUUCAAGGCAUACGAACUCAAGUCAACUAGACCAGCCAUCAUCUUCACAGAUAAAUAAUGGCGGACCAUACUUCAUCCAUUUUACCAGUCUUGAGAAUUACAAACUUGUGAUUGAUGCAAUACUCUCGGCUAGGGUACCUCUAGACACAUCAAGUAAUGAAUCUUUCAAUUUCGACUUGCCUAAUAUACAAGUACUGCCAAAGCCAGCAGGGCCUCGAAGAGUCUUGACAGCUUUGCAUACAUCUAUUAAUAAACCAGUUGUUGAUCCUCAUUUCCGUCCAUUGGCAACUACACCCCUAUCCCCUAGCGUGUACACAGGUACAUCGGGAUCAAGGUCCUCGUUUUACUCGUCGUUUAAUGCGUCAAGGUCUUCACUUGGACGUACUGAGGAAGAUAAAACGCCAUCAGAUCAAAUUGGUCACAGGUCACCAUCGAUAUCGAGCCAGCAAUUGAAUGACAACUUGUCACCUCAAUUCCAUCACAAGAAUCUCGCCAAUGAUUCUCAAUCAAAUGUUAGCUCGAUUUCACGAGGUAGUCAAUCAGUGACUUCGCCUAUGGAUACAACAGCUAUAAAUUACUUUUCACAUAAAGCUGCAGAACUUGGUGACGGUAAUAAGGGUAUGUUGAUUCAAUCACACGAUGGUAGAGCAGCUGGUGUAUUCUUCGAUCCAACUCAGUCGCCAGUUGAAGAACUUCAUUCGGAUGAGAAGAAUGAAAACGUAGAAACAAAGGGUAGUAAUACGACCCAGGCAUCGUCUAAUCCAAGUAGAGUCAAGCGUAAUAGACGUCAUUCAAACGCCAACCCAGCUGUCAGUCGACAUGGUAGCGUCAGACGUUCAGCACUUUACAAGCCAAAUAUUGGAUUGAAGGAAAUGAUAGAUAGAGCAAAGUCGAAUGGAUUAGUAGAAGAUGAAAGGGCUGAAGAUGAAGACUCCAAAAAUGCUAAUAUUGUCAGCAGAGCGUCAACCACGGCUUUGCAUGAAGUCGCUCAAGAGUCUGCUGAAAGGCCGGACACGCUUAAUCAUUCACAGUCAGAUCCACCUCCAGCGAUGUAUGCAGAUGCAGCACCUUCUAUUACGUCGUUGCCUAAAUUCACACUUGACGAAUCUGAGGAUAUUCCACGACCACCAUCGAGUGAUCAACACGGUACACCAACACCUACACAGUCAGUCAAAGGGAUACCAGGACCUGAUAAAAAGAAAUCAAAUAGUAGCCAGACUGAAGUAUCUCAGAAAUCUGUGAGCACAGCAUCAGCUUCUACAUCUACCAGUACCGUAAAAGAGGGAUCAAACGCUAGUGUGUCUACAUUUGGCGGAAAUAGUUUGGAUAUACCUAAAACAGAUUCACCUGAUGUUACCCAAGAACAGAAAGAGAAUCCAUUCGACAACCUCGUUGAAAGAUCGCCUGGUGAGAGGCCAGCACUUAAUACAAGGCAGAGAUCAAAGUCCGUCUUGAAAUCAAUUAAGGAUGCUGCUCAAGCUGCCAGAAGAGAUGUUCAAAGUAAAUACAAUGAAUCGAAGACCAAUGAUUAUCCGGCCAAGUCCGUGAGCAGCGGUUGGAUGAGUGGAAGUAACGUAACACCACCAGUUAAUGUACUUAUCGUUGAGGAUAACCCAAUUAACCAAACUAUUCUUAAGAAAUUCAUGACGAGACGUAAUGUAAAAUACGAUAUCGCGUUGAAUGGUGAAGAAGCUGUCGAGAAAUGGAGAACAGGUACAUUCCAUUUAAUUCUGAUGGAUUUAGCUUUACCUAUCAUGAGUGGUGUAGAGGCAGCUAGACAAAUAAGAGCUAUGGAAAAGAAUCAAAACAUCGGCGUUUUCCCAUCAACACCGCCGUCAGAAUUACCUAGACAAGCAAGUGAACCAUCGGAUGAUUUACCACAUGAUGCUUCCAUACGAUCAUUUGCUAGCUCGAUACAAACGAAUUUCAAAUUCAGGUCUCCAGUUAUUAUAGUGGCCCUAACAGCUUCCUCUGCAACUUCUGAUAGAGUUGCAGCACUAGAGGCAGGGUGUAAUGAUUUCUUAACGAAACCCGUUAAUUUCCAAUGGUUGGAGCGUAAGAUUAUUGAAUGGGGAUGUAUGCAAGCUUUGAUCGAUAUUGACGGUUGGAAAUCAUUCCGUAUGAAGCGUUUUGCAGAAUCUGAGGAUAAAACUCCAAAAUUAUAA
Wallemia mellicola CBS 633.66 is the source of this 3912-nucleotide messenger RNA. RefSeq lists its product as hypothetical. Gene Ontology annotation, biological process: phosphorelay signal transduction system. NCBI's taxonomy places the organism in Eukaryota, Fungi, Basidiomycota, Wallemiomycetes, Wallemiales, Wallemiaceae. The record is from RefSeq and is a predicted model, not a curated record. The coding region runs from base 1 to 3912 and encodes 1303 amino acids. The transcript has 4 exons.